Molecule: messenger RNA, 2204 nt
Organism: Megalopta genalis
Lineage: Eukaryota; Metazoa; Arthropoda; Insecta; Hymenoptera; Halictidae
Source: RefSeq, a predicted model, not a curated record
AUGGUACUUGAGACGCUGGUGAUAGCUUGGCCGAACUCGGACGACCCGUCCAGAUGGGAGCGACAUAUUGAAAGCAUCACCAAGUUGCCAACGCUGGAGCAGCUGCGGACGUUCUUGGAGGGACGCAUUCACUCCGUCGAGGGGCUAGAACAUCCACGAUCUGGAGGCUCGGACGACAGGAAGGGAACGACCGCGAAAAGCGCUGGAGUCCGUCAGGUAGUUCAGGGUGCUGCUAACGUUUGCCAUCUUCGCAAGGGCACGCAGUUCCCUCUUUACUGUCCUCAAUCUAAGAAGCAGACUGCCGCUGAGAGGAAGAGCACAGUGAAGUCCAGACAGCUAUGCACCAAUUGCCUGGGCAAGCACACUUUGGAUAAAUGCUCCAAUACCAAACAGUGCCAGAGGUAUUCUGACCGACACACGGUCCUGCACGAGGCCUAUUUGAGUGAGGAGACGGCGCUCUUGCAGCAUGCGGCUCUUCCUCGACCACGAGCUAUGUCAGUAAUACUUAGUACCGCAAGAGUGAUCGUCGAGGGUUCUGGAGGUGCGAUAGAGACGGUGCGGAUCCUCAUCGAUCCUGGAAGUGAGGUGUCGCUCAUUACAGAAUCCCUGGUGCAACGGCUAACACUUCUCCGUAAAGACGGCAAGAUUCCUCUGCUUGGGGUAGGAGGGUCACGCUUUUGCGUCAUAAGAGGACGCGCUAUCUUGCAGUUGACUUCAACCCUGCCUCAGGAAUCAUGUGUCCGGAUUGAGACUUACACCUUGCCCGAGUUGUCUUAGUUGCCCUAGUGCCACACCGACAACCGGGGUUGGCACUACCUGAAUGAGAUCACCCUCGCGGAUCCACGUUACUAUGAGCCAGAUCCGGUAGGAAUCCUUCUAGGUGCGGAUGUUUACAACCGGAUCCUACAGCGUGGUAUACUGAAGGGCGAACUCACCGAUCCCGUAGCUUAGGAGGCUCAGGAAAUUAGGGUGGGUCUUUAUCCAGACAGUCACUGCAUCCUCUGUUCGUAACUCGCCGUAAUCACCACGCUGUGGACCGAAAUUUAUUUGAUGCGCUGUCACGCUUUCGGGACCAGGAAGAAGUAAGGGAGGAGAUCCUAUUCACCACUGAAGAGCAAGCCUGUGAGGAUCACUUCCUGACGACAUACCGACGAGCUAACGACGGAUGGUAUGUGAUCCGCCUACCGUUCCUCGAGACACCACAACUGGGUGACUCUAGAGGCACAGCAUUGUGCUCUCUGAGGUUCGUGCACUGAAGCUUUGUAUGGGAUCCGCCGUUGAAGAAUGCCUAUCGUAACUUCAUGGCGGACCACGAGCCGUGCUAUUACCUAUCCCAUCAUGGAGUAAUGAAGACCUCUAGCACGACUACCAAAUUUAGGAUGGUCUUCAACGGCUCUAUGGCUACCUUAUCGGGAGAUCGACGUUGGAGCUGCAAGCCAGAAGCAGAGGAACGGUCAUACCACCUCACGACCGUUACCUAUAGGUUGGCCUGUGCUCCUUACCUGACGGUUCAUUGCCAUCAGCAGCUGACGUUUGGCCCUUGUAGGGCUGGACAUUUAUAUGGACGAUGCCUUAUCAGGAGCGCCCACAUACAACCAGGCCCGCUCUUUACAACAGGAGUUGUACCAGCUGCUCACGGUGGGCGGGUUUAAUCUGAAGAAAUGGGCAUCCAAUGAGCUGAGCCUGAUGAACGACGCCCCCGGAGAGAAGACCCUGCAGCUAGACUCCCACGAGUUGGCACAUGGAGUCCUAGGGCUGCAGAGGCUUCUAUCUCCCAACUACUUCCAGGUCGCCGUCACAGAGCAGCCACCGGCAAUAAAUAAUUCUGCUACGGGCCGCAGAAACCACCGCAGAAAGAGUAUGGGGAAUUACUGUAACGCAGAUCAACGUGCCCGAUUUCGGAUGAACGAAUACCCGGGAGCUCGGUUUCCUCGGCAAACUUACCGACCUAAGGAACAACUGAAAUAGCCGGGACUCCUCCUAUGGAAUCUUAGGAGCUGGGGAAGCGGCUGGUGGAGAGGGAGCGAGGCCAGUACAACGACUCGUCUAUUAUCAGCACGCACCGUGCAGAAAGGGAGCUGGCGUAUUCAGCUCCUUAGCUGGGACGCGUUCCUUUUGUUCUUUAGUUUAGUACAGCUAGAAUUUUUUGUACUACGUAGAUUAAGAUUUCGUUGAAUAAAUGUUCCCUUUUGUUAUCUUUGAAA